AUGGUAUCCAUCGCCGCCGUCGCUUCAUCGGCUUUGGAACACGACGGCCCUACGGCGUCGCCGCCAUCAUCAGCCCACGCAAUCGCCGGCAACGACGAUGCCUUGAGCGAGAUCCUCCUUCGCACCCCCGUGAAGUCUCUGAUUCGAUUCAAAUCCGUGUCCAAGCACUGGUCCUCUCUCAUCUCUAACCCCCAUUUCUCUCUCCUCCACACCCUCCGCCACUCCGCUUCCAAACCCUCCGCCCUCCUCCUCCGCCUCACGCCGCCCGACUUCGACUUCGUUCCUCUCCGGGAUUCUCUCUCUAAAUCUCCUUCUCCUCCUCCAUUCCGAUCUCUCAAUUCCAUUCUCCACCGCCCUUCUGGUUCAGGUACCAAAAUUCUUCAAUCUUGCAAUGGUUUGUUGCUCUGUUGUAGCUUUCCACAUUCAAUCGGAAAUGUUCGCCGUUACUACGUUGUCAAUCCCACAACCAAGCACCGUCUGCUUCUUGACUUGCCUCGUGCUGAUGUUUCCUCUGUUUUCGGUGUUAAUUUAGCUUUUGAUCCUUCAAUUUCACCGCACUACAAUGUGGUUUUUGUGCGAAGCACCCCAUUGUCGAUUCAUUGUCGCCAGAUUGAGAUUUAUUCAUCGGAGACUCGUUCUUGGAGGCUCUCUGGUGAUAGCUUUAGACCUCAAUUUGAUAUGCUGUUCACUGAUGGGGUUUUUUGGAACCGUGCGAUUCACUGGAUUAGUCCCAGUGGGGUUUCAUUGCGAUUCAGUGUUGAUGGGGAGUGUUUGGGAACAAUGCCUCCGCUUCCGCUACUUGACACGGAUUGGUAUACGAGGCGGUAUAGGUUUUUCGGCGAGUCUAAUGGCCAUUUGCAUCUUAUUGAAGUUUACGGGCCACAGACUACGCAAUUUCGAGUUCUUGAGAUGGAAAGAGACUACUCUCAAUGGUUUGUGAAGUUUUCUGUUAAUCUUGAUGGUAUUGUAGCUGCAUUUCCUGAGAUGGUUCGGAGCUAUCUGGACACUCAUGAUGGGAAUUAUUAUGCAUUCUCUAUACUUGGUGUUCUUCGCGAAGACAAUGAAGAUGAGUCAUUUCUAGUGUUGAGUGUACCCGGUAAGGUGAUAUCUUAUAACUUUAAGGAUAGUUCAUUGAAGGAGCUUCUGGAUUUUGCGCCUGCGAAAAUUGACAAGAACCAUAUACUGCAAUUUGGAUGUUUUGAUACUUAUCAAUACAUUGAGAGUCUCGCUCCUGUUUGA
Camellia sinensis is the source of this 1239-nucleotide messenger RNA. Its product is annotated as F-box protein At5g07610. Lineage: Eukaryota; Viridiplantae; Streptophyta; Magnoliopsida; Ericales; Theaceae. Gene Ontology annotation, molecular function: protein binding. The record is from RefSeq and is a predicted model, not a curated record.